This is a messenger RNA of Haemorhous mexicanus (house finch), 4189 nucleotides long. It is a transcript of the gene CRK, whose product is annotated as CRK proto-oncogene, adaptor protein. The transcript has 3 exons. Lineage: Eukaryota; Metazoa; Chordata; Aves; Passeriformes; Fringillidae. The record is from RefSeq and is a predicted model, not a curated record. Gene Ontology annotation, molecular function: protein binding. Bases 97 to 1014 code for a protein of 305 amino acids.
CGGUCACGUCCGGUAGGUGAGGUCAGGGCCGGGGCCGCCAUUUUGAGCGGCUCCGCGGGCGGCGGCGGCCGCGGGCGGGGGAGGAGCGCGGCCCCCAUGGCCGGACAGUUUGACUCCGAGGACCGGGCGAGCUGGUACUGGGGCCGGCUGAGCCGUGUCGAGGCCGUAUCGCUGCUGCAGGGGCAGCGCCACGGCACCUUCCUGGUGCGCGACUCGAGCACCAUCCCCGGCGACUUCGUGCUGUCGGUGUCCGAGAGCUCCCGCGUCUCGCACUACAUCGUCAACAGCCUGGGGCCGGCGGGAGCCCGGCGGGCCGGCAGCGAGGGCCCCGGGGCCCCGGGGUCGAAUCCCACCAGGUUUCGAAUAGGUGACCAAGAGUUUGAUUCUUUGCCAUCUUUACUGGAAUUCUACAAAAUUCACUAUUUGGACACUACAACCUUGAUAGAACCCGUUUCGCGCUCGAGGCAGAAUAGCGGGGUUAUCCUCAGGCAGGAGGAGGCCGAGUAUGUGCGAGCCCUCUUUGACUUUAAUGGCAAUGAUGAGGAAGACCUCCCCUUUAAGAAAGGAGACAUCCUGAGAAUCCGGGAUAAGCCUGAAGAGCAGUGGUGGAACGCAGAAGACAGCGAAGGGAAGAGGGGAAUGAUACCCGUUCCUUACGUCGAGAAGUAUAGACCUUCCUCUGCUUCAGUCCCCACUCUGAUUGGAGGUAACCAGGAUAGUUCCCACCCACAACCACUGGGUGGGCCGGAGCCAGGGCCCUAUGCCCAGCCCAGCAUCAACACUCCGCUCCCUAACCUUCAGAAUGGCCCUAUUUAUGCCCGGGUUAUCCAGAAGCGAGUCCCUAAUGCCUACGACAAGACAGCCUUGGCUUUGGAGGUCGGUGAGCUGGUAAAGGUCACAAAGAUUAACAUGAGUGGUCAGUGGGAAGGAGAAUGUAAUGGCAGACGUGGUCACUUUCCAUUCACACACGUCCGUCUGCUGGAUCAACAGAAUCCUGACGAGGACUUCAGCUGAGUGUGGCUCAACAGUUGCUCUUACAGAUGGGAACAAUCUCAACUUGUUUUUAUUGCAGAUGCCAUCAAGACUAAGCUCAGACCGACACUGCAAGUGGUAUUGCUUGGAUAAGCAUUCUGAUAACCUGCAAACCCCUGGGACUCAACACCACCAUUCCUUAAGCAAGGGUCAUGUAAUUCAGGGUACGACAGUAGAUAACUCAUGUGUCCAGUGGCAGAACUAGGCCAUGAUUAUAGGUUGUAAUGCCUGCUUAUGUCCACGUGCACGGCAGCCUGGACCUUGCCAGCAGCAGCAGCUGGAGAAAGCAGUGCUGUAGAUGUUCAGAGAACAUUUACAGCUCUCUCCGGGCCCGUUGCUUAUGUUGCUUCUUCCUCAGGCAAUGAAGAUCAACCGUAGACAAUUCAAUACCUUGAUAGAAAUUUCACAAAUUUAUCCUGGAGCUCUCUCCGUGUUUUUUUCCAUCCUGGGUUCUCUGUUCCUAGAAAGGCUCUGCAGUGCUCUGCAUGGUCAGUUAGCUGUGCACAGCACAGACUGAUGCAGGACCCGUUGGGCACAGCCUUAUGAUUUACAGAUCCUUACCAUUUUCAUGGUAAAUGACAGAUCCAAUCAACCUCAGAAUUCUAGAAGCUUGUGGACACUAGAUUGAUUUCUUCAGUACUGUUGAUGCUUCAAACAUAGCAGCUGAUUUUAAUUUAAGAUUUUUAUUAACACACAGUAUCUCCUUUUAUCUACAAAUACAAGGCUUAUGGAAGUGUAAACCUCCAUAUCAGUGCUGAAAAAUACAUGCAUAGCACUUUAAUACGUAGCUUUAAAGCAGUGUUUGAUUCACUAAAUAUACUAAAAUAUUGACACUGCUUUCCAAUAAAAUUAAAUUGUGUAGGGCUAGUUUAAUUUUUCUAGAAUUCUUCAAUAUUGUACAAUACUGUUACAGUACAAAUCAGUGUCAAACACGGUGAACUGACAAACCAAAUAUUAGUUUUAUUUUAAAGACAGUCUGGGGACUCUUCUGGUUUAAUUCCCAUCUGUAAAAUAUUUGAUAGUGAACUCAUGAGGAUUUUAUUUUUAAUAAACUAAUGGAAAAUAAUUGUCUGCUUCUGGAUUGAUUCUCAAAAGGCAUAAUAGAGUAAAUAUGGCUUCCUAGCUCAUGAUGAAAAUCAGUACAUUGAGUAGGCAGUAUUAUGCACUGCUUGAUGGUUGUUUUAUAGUCUGUUCUUCUAAUUAUCUGGUUUUCUCUAAUAUAAAUCAGAAUGGAUUUAGUAAGUUUUGUAAACUGAAAUUAAACACUGAAGUAACUCUCCCUUGCCUGUACCCUGAGUUGUUUUCCAAACACAGCACUCUGAUGACCAAACUAAAUUUUGUAACUUUGUCUACAGUAUAAUCCAUGCAGAAGGGUUUUUCUAAAUAGUGUCAGACUGAAACUGUUGGGUUUGGUUACUUCAGACCCGUGUGACCCCAAGGCUCAUGGGUUGCACGUGCUGCAAAGGCCUUUGCUGCAAGGCACCGACCUUACAACAAUACUGGUAACACUUUACCUCAGAACUCUGUAACAUGCUGGAAAUUCUAAUAUUUCUGUUCUAUUUAAGUACUAGUUGUUUCACUACAAAAUUAAUCCAUCAGCAAGUCUGAGUAAUGUUCAGGUUAUGGGCACUCAUUAAUUCUGUGGACUAAUGUUAAUCACACUUGUCCAUCACCAGUCUCAUGAGCACUACUGAGGAUUAAUAUCAAAAACUGACAGCAGGGACAGUGGGGUAAGAAUGGAAACAAGGAAUUGCAGCUCUGUUCUACCUUGGAUUGCUAUUCUGGUUAGGGUGACGUGCCAGUGAUUGUGGGAGCUCUUCUAGCUUAAUACAAAAUUUACUUUGAGGGGGGAAAAAAUUGUGAAACUAACUCUAGGUUCUGUAACUCAUCAGGUUCUUCUUUAAGGCUGAUUUGUGGUUUUCCUCUGAUCCUGAUAUUCACUGUAACUAUUCAGGGGGUUUUGUUCAAUAGCUGCACUCUAAAUAACAGACUUAAUACUGAGUUUUUCAGUUGCCCAUAUAUGCUUAUGUUUUUCUUCAGGUAUUGCAAAAGAAAUAUAAUAAACAGUGUGUCCUUAGAGUGACACUGUUCUGAACUAUUUUUGCCAACUGCAGUUAAUGAAUGCCUAUAUAUUUGUACCUUUCCAAUCAGGAAUUUGGAUACCAAAAGAUCAUUUUUCUGGAAGUUUUAUCAUGCAAACCUUGCAUUUUUAAUACAAAAGACAUGAAUUGAAUUAACUAGCAAGUACCCUGCAAACUUUGUAGAUGUGGUUUUGUUAAGACUGUAUAAAUUGUGAAUAUUUGUACACUUUGAAAGAGCAAAAUAAGGAAACUAGAGGAGUGUUAAUAGCUGCUGUUACACUAGAAUUCCAAGUUCUUGUGAAGCAGUUUUUUUGGCUGACUGAUACAUUAAUGCAACUGUUUUCCACUCUUCCGUUCUAAGCUGAAAUGUGAUUUUGUUUCAUAGGUGAUAGAAAGGAGUAUGAAUUUGGACAAAAUAGACAUUUCAACUUGUCAGGCUCUUCAAGGCAAAUAGGUAGAACCCAUGUCCAUGAACAUGUAGAGGAAAUCCUUUCGUGGCCUUUGUUUAUCCUCUUCUAUUUGUUCCCUCCCUUCUCCCCAAUGCGUGCAAAAAAAUCAUUGCUCAGAAUGUUGGUCACAAUCUUUUGUCUCUUCCUUGGCUGUGGUUUUGGUCUCUUGUGCAUAGGCAGGUGUUAGAACUAGAAUAAUCAUUUCUAGAAAUACACCGUGAAAGCAGAAUGCUCAAGUACACUGUGUUCUUCUGGUGCAUUUACACGUUCUAUCACACUAAAAAGUACAACUGGCUGCUAUGGUUUUUUAAUAUAUAUUUCAUUUUGGUAAGCCCCUGCCUUUUUACUAAUAUAUGACCUGGUUAAAUCUUGUUAAUCUGUUUGAAUUGUAUUUGUUAAUAAUGCAAAGAUUUCUAAUCAUCUUUAAGAGUAAAACACUUCCUUUUUGUUAAUGGUUUUGGGGAAGGAUUCUAACCAAACCUGUUUGAAGAAAAAUAUGAACAUGUGCCAUUGUAUUAUAACACUAUCCACUUUCUUGACAGUUAAAGUCCUUUUUUAUUUUUUUGUAGCAUGUAAUGUAUAUGUUCAUAGUACGUGAAGUAAAUAAAAGUAUAGCCAAAACUUUGA